UUCAGCUGACUGACUACUACCUCUAGACACAGCUCUGGUCUCUUUUGUCUUGAGACGUUCCCGGUGUAUGUUGUGAACGUGGUCUGACGACGGAUUUUAAGCUAUCAUUCGUUCUAAAAAACAGUUUACAGUGCUAAAAUGGCUUGUUUGACAGGAUCUACCGUGCCACUAAAGGCUCAGCGUGGACAGAUUCAAAUAAUAUUUGGACCUAUGUUUUCUGGGAAGACCACUGAGCUUAUGCGUCGUCUCAAGCGCUACCAAAUAGCAAAACAUAAUUGUUUAAUUAUCAAGUAUGCCAAAGAUAUAAGAUAUGACAAUGAUGGAAUUGCAACACAUGAUAGACAGACCUUACCUGCAGUUGCUACCAUGGUUUUGAAAGAUUUGAGGGAAAAGGCAGAGGAAUACAGUGUUAUUGGGAUAGAUGAAGGACAGUUUUUCCCUGACACUGUGGAGUUUGCAGAGGAAAUGGCAAAUCGAGGUAAAACUGUCAUUGUUGCUGCACUUGAUGGGACUUUUCAGCGAUCAGGGUUCGGAAAUAUUUUAUCACUUGUUCCCUUGAGUGAGUCUGUUGUAAAGUUGACAGCAGUGUGCAUGAUUUGCUUUGAAGAAGCAUCUUACACAAAGAGAACGUCUGCAGAAACCUCGGUGGAGGUCAUUGGAGGUACUGAAAAAUACAUAGCCACUUGUAGGAAGUGCUACUUCAUUGCAACCCCACAGAAGAGAGUUAAUCCAUCUCCACUGAAAGAAGUUCAGGAGAACAUGGAAACAAGCCAAGACCCAAGUUUAUGCAAACGUCGUCUUACGGAUAUUACUGAAAGUAACCAUGGUGUGAAAAAUGGAAAAGAAAAUGUCAAAAUGAAUGUAGCCUAAUUUCCAGCAAGGCUUUGCAAAUAUUUGGCAAACUAAUGAAUAAUCCACAUGGUUAGUAACAAAUAGCAAUAACAAUGCGUCUUCCUUUAUAAAAGUAGCUUUUGUCUGUUGUGUUAUACUGACAUUUCAAAAGGUUAUAUCUGGUACUAAUUAUUAUCCCAGUAAACAUAAACUUUUUACGACAGUAGUUAAGGUAAAAAAAAUUUUUAUUUUGUAUAAGUCAUAUUUAUAUUUUAAUACAGUGCUGAUGUGUUCUUCCAACAGUUUUAUAUAUAUAUAUAUUUGUAUGUAAAUUUUUAACAGUAAAAAUUCUCAAAUAUCCUUUGUAGCAAUAAGUUUUACAAAGUAAAUGGUUUUUUAUUUACAGUGAUUCUACGAAUAUAAAACUUAUAU
This is a messenger RNA of Macrobrachium nipponense, 1263 nucleotides long. RefSeq names its product thymidine kinase, cytosolic-like. The record is from RefSeq and is a predicted model, not a curated record. The transcript has 6 exons. NCBI's taxonomy places the organism in Eukaryota, Metazoa, Arthropoda, Malacostraca, Decapoda, Palaemonidae. Gene Ontology annotation, biological process: thymidine metabolic process. Gene Ontology annotation, molecular function: thymidine kinase activity; ATP binding. The coding region runs from base 139 to 870 and encodes 243 amino acids.